Molecule: messenger RNA, 710 nt
Organism: Hordeum vulgare subsp. vulgare (domesticated barley)
Lineage: Eukaryota; Viridiplantae; Streptophyta; Magnoliopsida; Poales; Poaceae
Product: protein RADIALIS-like 3
Exons: 2
Coding region: 131-394 (87 amino acids)
Molecular function (GO): DNA-binding transcription factor activity
Source: RefSeq, a predicted model, not a curated record
GCAAGAGAGACACGAAACCAAACGACCAGAGCAUCUCCAAGAGCAAACAACUCCCCGGAGCCUAACAUACUAGAUACAGGAAUCAUUAGCUCAGUAGAAUCCCACCAGGGAAGCUUUACCUAAUCCAAGGAUGUCUUCUGGGUCAUCGCGGAGCACCUCGCCGAGCUCGGACUCAGAGUGGAGCAAGAAGGAGAACAAGAUGUUCGAGGAGGCGCUCGCGUACUACGGCGAGGGCGCCCCCAACCUCUGGGAAAAGGUGGCCUGCGCCAUGGGGGGCACCAAAUCCCCCGACGAUGUGCGCCGCCACUUCCAGAUCCUUGUCGACGACGUCAAGAACAUCCAGUCUGGCCGCAUCCCCUUCCCCAAGUACAAGACCCAAGGAUUCUGGACCUGAAAGGAUCAAGCAGUGUAAGAGCUCCAGUGGACAAUGAACAAAGUUGUACAAACUAGAUUUCUAAGAAGCAAGGAUGGACAGUUGUUAGAAUAACAGGAAGGGAAGUGAUAUUGUCGAUUGUGUGUACAAAGUAUUAUUAGGUUAUGUCCAAGGUCAAGCCUGUCGCUAUGUUGUUGUAGAUUCUCGUCUACUACAUUCAUGAACUGUGUGUUGUUCAUUAUCCUCUUGAACUAAAUCGUCAAGUAAACUGUCAUGUAAAUUCAUGUAUUUGUGAAAAAAAAAACAUGUAUUGAUGUUAUUUUUAAGAAGUCGUACC